Hyla sarda is the source of this 3383-nucleotide messenger RNA. RefSeq lists its product as uncharacterized. The coding region runs from base 26 to 3334 and encodes 1102 amino acids. Lineage: Eukaryota; Metazoa; Chordata; Amphibia; Anura; Hylidae. The record is from RefSeq and is a predicted model, not a curated record. The transcript has 3 exons.
AGGUUGUGUGUCUGUAGUUCUCCUGAUGUCUGGAGCAAGCCCAGGGCGGGGCCACCCUGGGCGGGGAAGCUCCCCAAGCAAGGCCCAGGCUUCUCGGCCUACACUGGAGGAAAACUCCCAGACUCUUUUUGAUGGAGAUGAAAAUCCUAAAGUGGAUGUUGUACACCAAAGUCCUCAGCAUGGAAGCACUACAAGUGCAAGGAUGGAAGAUAAAGAAAUGGAUGUUUGUAAAGCAAAGAAAGAAGCAGCAGAAAGUGUUUGUGAGACACGUGUAAUGAUACAGUCGGCCGGCCAAGGCUCUCAGUGUGGGGAACAACCAAAAGGCUCCCAGAAAGUAAGUCCUGUAAGAGACAACAAGUCUGCUAUUCAAGGCCAUGAUGGUGCACAGGAGGUGAGGGGAUCACAGGCAGCAGGUGUGCAGCUCCACUCUCCAGCACAGAGGCAGAGGAGGACAUCUCUGGAGAGACAGACAUUACAGGAGAACCUACAGCAACAAGAGGUGGUCUCCAGCAUGACCCGCUCAGGCCGCACCAGAUCCCAGGCUGGAGGUAAGAGCCAAAAUACUGCAGAGGGGUCUAUGGGGGUGACACCUGGGAAAUUUGUGGAGAAAUCUCUAAGUGUCUGCAAAACUGUUCCUGCCCCGGACUCUGACCUGGCUUCAGCAGAUACAAGCAGCCAUGGCUCCGUAUUCAUCCAGCCCGAGAGUCUAUCCAGACCCCACCAGCAGGGCAAAGAGACCACCCGGGCACCAGAGCUACAGCUGGCGGAGGAGAUCCCAGCACUGGUGAGGAGGAUGGAGGAGCUGAAACACCAAAAACAAAUGCUACAGAUGCAGAUUGACUGUAUAUACAAACUAAAGACUGCGAACCCACAGUACAAGUCCAUGCAUGACAACAAACUGUAUACACUGAGCACAGAGCUGGCCACCAUAGUGAGCGAGAUGGACUGUUUACUGGAGAGGAUGGGACCACUGGCGGAAUCCUAUAGGAACCAGGAGCGCUUUUCCCAGUACCAGCUAAAUUUUGAUUCUGAGCCCAGAUCAGAUGUAAUACCUGACAUCACCGCAGAGGAGCCCCAGGAGGUGAAAAGACCCCUAAUAAAACCCCCAAACUUCACCUUUAAGGAUCAGCAUAAGUAUGGAGAACAGCAACAUCAGAGACCUGCAGCUGUUCCUAAACAAGAGCCUGCAAUUCCGGUACCUGCAGAGGCACCGCAAGUCCCAGAGGACCCAGUACAUGAGGAGGACAGUGGACAUUUGCCGGUGUAUGAAGCAGAAUUGACGGUGGCGGAGGUCAAAGAGGCCAUUGAUAAGUUACAUCUGAAGAAGGCACCAGGUCCAGAUGGGAUAACAGCAGAAUUCUAUAAGACAUUCAGAGACCUCUUGGCCCCAAUCCUCGUGGAUGUUUACACAAAUUGUCUAGAAAGUCACCUGAUGCCUCCAUCCAUGAGAGUGUCCUCGCUGAUUCUGCUGUCUAAAGGUAAAGAGCCGAGUGACAUCAAGAACUGGAGGCCAAUUGCCCUCUUGAAUGUCGACAGGAAGAUUCUGGCAAAGAUCCUGUUUUCUAGGUUAGUUUGUCUGUCCCCGGCACUGUUGGCAGGCUGUCAGUAUGGCACAGUAAAAGGGCGGAACAUCUCUGGGGCAGUGAUCUCCAUAAGAGAGAUGUUUGAGAGAUGUAAAGUCCUGAGGUGUGGGAGAUAUGUUGUGAGUCUUGACCAGGCUAAAGCCUUUGACAGAGUAGAUCAUGAGUAUCUAUGGGCCACUUUGUCAAAGUACGGUAUUCCGGGAAAAUUCAUUGAUUGGCUGAAGACUUUGUAUUGUGAGGCCGAGAGCUUUCCUCUGAUCAAUGGUUGGCAGGGUGACACCUUCAGGGUUGAGGCGGGGGUGAGACAAGGUUGCCCACUGAGUCCGCUGCUGUAUGUAUUUGCCUUAGACCCGUUUCUGAGGUCACUGCAGGAGUGUGGUUUUCAGGGGGUGCCGGUCCCCCACUGCCUGCCCCUGAGUGUUGUUGCCUACGCGGAUGAUGUGACUGUAGUGAUAUCUGAGCCUCGUGAGGUGGAGAUGUUGUCUGCAGCCAUCAGAAGUUACUCGGAGGCCUCAGGGUCUCUGGUCAACCUUGAGAAGAGUCAAGCUCUCUGGAUCUCAGAUACUGAUCCAGACUUUGAUCUGCCCCAAUUUGUGAGAGCCUCCACCUAUAUUAAAAUCCUAGGGGUCAAAUUCGGGAGGGACGAUAACGCCAAACUUAAUUGGGAAGAGAAGUUGGAAGCCGGAAAUGCAAAGGUUCAGCGAUGGAAGAACUGGAGGCUGACCUAUAGAGAAAGGGUUCAAAUGUUGAAGACUUACCUGGUCCCCGUCUUCUUAUAUGUCUCUGUUGUUUUUCCUUUGCCAGAAUCUUUCUCCGCUCGGCUCUUUAGCCUGUUCUUCCAAAUGUUUUGGGGGAACAGGUUGAACCCAAUAAAAAGAGGGAUCACCUACCUACAGAGGAGAGAGGGUGGGUUGGAUAUGCUGAAUCCAAGGGUGUUCUUUGACUCCAUGUUUCUAAAAGUAAAUUUUGGUUGCCUGGACUCAAACAACAGCUCCCUGUGGGCGAAUAGUAUCAGGGACUGGAUAUUGCCUUUUGCAGAGUCUUGGGUGCGAGGCGGCAGUCUCAAGAGGGGGAGAUGGACGCGUGACUACCUCCCCCCGUACCUGGAAUACGGGCUCAGAUGUCUGAAGAGAUGGCGCAUUGAGAAGUCUUAUAUAGAGAGUAAGACCCGUAAGGACCUUUAUGUCAGGGUUUGUAGGACCUUUUUCUUUUUACAACCAGCACUAAGGGACUGUACAUCCGUCAUCUUACGGGACAGUCUGAGGCUUCUAAACAGUGUGAGGCUCCCGAACAAAUUCCAUGACAUCGCCUGGCUGUCCUUACACGGGAAACUGUUCGUAAGAGGGAAUUUAAAAUACCUGAGUCUGUCUGAUCGGAAGUGUCCCCUAGGGUGUCAGGAGGAGGAGACCAUGACACAUUUUAUAUCGGAGUGCUGGGGAGGGCGACACAUAUGGCAGACGAUAUCCAACAAGCUAAGAAUCCAAAGACUACAGACCUUAAAAUACCCAGAAAUAAUUUACGGUGUAACAUCUAGUGUGAGUGACAUUGACAGGGAAACGUUAUAUAUCAUCAUAUCUGUCAUAAAAUACUACCAUUGGCACACCAGGACCCGAGUCUCCAUGUAUAAUGAACCCUUCCAUGAUAGGAGAGCAGUAGACCUGAUCAUGUCAGAGCUGAGGUGGAUCAAGUGUUUGGAGAUCAGGAAGGAUGAGAAAAAUCUAUCAUUAUGGAGGAACGUGUAUAUAGAAUGAUAUUUACCUUCAUGAUGCUUUUGUGUUGUUCAUUUAUUUACUUCUCAUU